AUUCUUGAGGCGAGUGCACGCACAGGAAGGGGCGGGGCUUGUGCUGUGCCUGCGCAGUAAGUGUUGGACAGUUGUGCCCGGGUAUCUGGGUCUCAGUUGCACGGUUCGGAAGUGACAGUGUGCCGGUACCGCUGGGCCCCUAUACGCACUCACAUCUGCUCAUUGCAGGUUAGCCAGCUUGUUGGGGAUUAUUAUGGCAUCCAUCAUGAACAACAUUAUGAUAGCCUCCUUCAUUCUCUGGGCGCUGUAUACAGAAUGUCUCUCAGUUAGAUUUAAAGUCUCAUCAAUACCAUCAGUAUCUGUGGCGCUUGGGUCUGAUGUGGUGUUGCCUUGUACUCUGACCCCUGAGAAGAAUGGGGAGGAGAUGGAAAUCCGUUGGUUUAAAAAGAUAUACCAGCCGUAUGCUCAUCUUUAUAUGAAUGGGAAAGACGAUUACACAGCCCAGAUGCCACAGUUUGCUAACAGAACAGAACUGCUAAAAGAGAACAUCACUAGGGGAAUUUUCCCUUUAAAGAUCCAUAAAGUCACAGCUCAGGAUUCUGGGGAAUAUCAUUGCUAUGUGGAGUCCAGUCACCAUCACAGCAUGGCAGCAGUACAGCUACAGGUUACUGCUGUUGGAACUGUGCCGGUUAUUUCAUCAAUUACCGAUGGAGCUGUUUCUUGUGAGUCCCGUGAUUGGCAUCCAAAACCUUCGCUGUCGUGGACUGAUAACGAAGGAAACAAAAUAAACUCCUCUAUGAUGAAAGUGUUGAGAGAUGAGAAUAAUUUAUAUUAUAUUAUCAGUAUUAUCCAGCAACCAAGUGCUUCAAACAUCACUUGCACUGUCUCCAAUUCUAUAAACCACAGCAAUGAUUCCAGGCAGAUCAGAGGACUGGAACAUUCACAAACCUCAAGGAAUACUCACAGUCGUGUUUAUGUAAUCGGUGCCGGCAUUAUAUUGAUUUUCUUUGGGUGCAUUUGCUUUCUAUUGAGGAGUCUGGGAGAUAUUUGGGAUAAACAUGGAGACCUUCAGAGGAAAUACGGAGAUAUUUGGGAUAAACAUGGAGCCCUUCAGAGGAAAUACAAAGCGCUUCUGGCGACACAGCCCAAGCCGGCAAAUGGAACCCCACACACAGAAGCUUCUUAUUCUCCAGUCUGACCUGCUGGUUGAUCCAGGGGAUGUUGACUGCCCCCUUUAUCUGAAGCCUUUGCCACUUUGCCUCACAGGGGGAAAACAUCUUCCAAGGUUUCAACCGUGCCAGUCUCUGCAUCAACUUUAUAUGAAGAUUUCACUUCAGUAACCCUGUAUUCAGGGGCAAUUCUGCCCCAACCACUGCCCUUAUGUGGCCUACCUGAUGCUGCCCCCUUGUAACCUUACCAACAGUGCUAUUGCAGCUGAACUCUCUGCACUUGAAAAGCCAAAAUUCUGCUUUAAGCAAAAAUUUUAAGUUCUCAGGACUGGCUUUUUGCUGACUCCAUAAGGGCCUUGACACACUGGGUGAUUGUCGCAGGUGACUAAUCUCCCCGCAAUGCCAUCCCACUGGCUAGAAUGUAAAUCACCGGUGGGAUGGCAUACGCGGCGCUGCGAUUUGCUGAAGUUUCCUUGAGACAAAACUUUGGCGACUUCGGCAAAUUGCGCCCUUAGUUUACAGUACCGUGAAACUCUAGGUACCCAAAAUUGCUUCCGACUGCACAGCCCACAGCUUUCCCUGUAACAAACCCUUUCUGAAUAUUUAGACGGAACCUCCUAUUAUAUGGUCCUUUUUAUACAUAGUUGUCACAUCCCCCAUUACACACCUCUUCUCCAACAUAAACAAACCCAACCUGGACAGUUUUUACCAGCUUAGUUGCUCUGUGUAUUGCAAUACGUUAAUCAGGCCAACUAUGUCCGUUCACCCCUGGUCUGGCCAGUAGUCCUGUGUGGGACCCACACCCACCCCAACUAAGCCUCAACCCAAGAUUUAGAAGGGAGUGGGUUCAGAAGAGAUAUAAGCCAGGGGCCUCUCCAGGGAUUAUGUCAUCUGAUACAUUACAAUUAUAUAGGCAAUUAUAUCUUUUGUAAUAUGUACAUAUGUAUAUUUGUAUAAACAAGGCAAUUAUGUAUUUUGUAAAAUGUACAUAUGUAUAUUUGUAUAAACAUAUAAAUGUUUGGUGUAUAUUUUCUACUUUUGCAAAAGAAUAAUGUAUAUUGUUAUUGUUAAAUACAGACACUUGGAAGUUUCUCAUUUUA
This is a messenger RNA of Xenopus tropicalis (tropical clawed frog), 2209 nucleotides long. Its product is annotated as selection and upkeep of intraepithelial T-cells protein 2-like. The coding region runs from base 194 to 1138 and encodes 314 amino acids. The transcript has 11 exons. The record is from RefSeq and is a predicted model, not a curated record. Gene Ontology annotation, cellular component: membrane. Gene Ontology annotation, biological process: regulation of T cell activation; regulation of leukocyte cell-cell adhesion. NCBI's taxonomy places the organism in Eukaryota, Metazoa, Chordata, Amphibia, Anura, Pipidae.